Seminavis robusta is the source of this 995-nucleotide messenger RNA. The record is from the annotation of a GenBank genome assembly. Lineage: Eukaryota; Bacillariophyta; Bacillariophyceae; Naviculales; Naviculaceae.
ACAAUUUUCAAAACAAAACACAACUACAUCCGAUUGAAUUCCUCUGCCCAUUCAUCAUUAUCAGAUUCCAUUCUAUUUGAUUCUACCCUACCAUGACAAUGACGACGACAACAAACCAACCUACGCUCCCCCCUCUGUUCUUCCACAGCAAGGAAUCACAGCCCGUUUCAUCAUCUUCCGUGGAACUUCCUGCCGAACUGUUGCAUCAGUGUUUGGUGGAAUAUGCCGACUGGGGUGAUUUGGCCAAGGUUUCCUGUGUCCAAAAGGGCUGGUCUCACACCAUGAUGGCGGCUGCCGAGAAGGACCAAGAAUCCAAGUGGGAACUCGCUCAGGCACUUCUGGCGGGCAAGGCUGGAUUGGCUCCCAAUGCUACCCAGGCAUUUCGCUUGCUUUCGGAAUUGGCCAAUGUGCCGGUAGAUAACGACAAUUUGCCAACCACAACAGAAGAGUCUGCACAACAAGAGUGCUUUGCUCCCGCCAUGAAAGCCAUUGCCGAUUGCUACUUUCACGGACACGGUGUAAGCGCCAAGAAUCCUGAUGCCGGUGUGGCAUGGUUGCGGGCGGCCUACGAAAUGGGUCACGACUAUGAUGCCGCCCACGAUUUGGCAUUGGUCUACGAAUACGGCCGUCACGAUGUGGAAAUUGAUAUUUUUGCCGCGGCCGAAUGGUUGACCAAAGCCGCAACAGAAGGACACAUUGAAGCCAUGGCCGAAUUGGGGCUCUGUUAUGAACUCGGCUGUGGUGUUGUUCAGAGUGAUACCGAUGCCCUCGACUGGUAUAUGAAGGCGGCGGAAGCCGGACACAUUACCUCCAAAUUCUCCGUGGCAGAAGCCUUUGAAGAAGCCCGUGGGGUCCCGCAAUCCGACUCGGAAGCGUGUCUCUGGUAUUACAAGGCCGCCAUUGAAGGCGAUCACGACAGCAAAAUGGCAUUGCGCCGUCUCGAGGAAAUUGCUCGCAUCGUAGUACCCGGUGUGAGCGCCGUUAUCGAUGUCUAA